Chelmon rostratus (copperband butterflyfish) is the source of this 582-nucleotide messenger RNA. RefSeq names its product cerebellin 4 precursor (gene cbln4). The coding region runs from base 1 to 582 and encodes 193 amino acids. The record is from RefSeq and is a predicted model, not a curated record. NCBI's taxonomy places the organism in Eukaryota, Metazoa, Chordata, Actinopteri, Chaetodontiformes, Chaetodontidae. Gene Ontology annotation, molecular function: protein binding. The transcript is spliced from 3 exons.
AUGGUGAACCCCCUCGUACUGAUGCUCAGCUGGACUGUGCUCUCUGAGGUGGCCCGAGCUCAGAAUGACACGGAGCCGAUUGUCCUGGAGGGAAAAUGCCUCGUGGUCUGCGACUCUAACCCGACCACGGACUGGAAGGCUUCGUCCUCUCCGCUCGGCAUCUCAGUGCGCGCCGCCAACUCCAAGGUGGCUUUCUCUGCAGUCCGGAGCAACAACCAUGAGCCGUCGGAGAUGAGCAACAAAACGAGAAUAAUCUACUUCGACCAGGUUCUGGUGAAUAUAGGAAACUACUUCACAUUUGAAUCAGUUUUCUUGUCCCCAAGAAAAGGAAUCUACAGUUUUAACUUCCAUGUCAUUAAAGUGUACCAGAGCCAAACCAUACAGGUGAACUUGAUGUUGAAUGGGAAACCGGUCAUCUCCGCCUUCGCGGGCGACAAAGAUGUAACUCGCGAGGCGGCAACCAAUGGAGUUCUGCUCUAUCUAGAAAAAGAGGACAAAGUCUACCUGAAGCUGGAGAAGGGAAACCUAGUCGGUGGAUGGCAAUACUCAACGUUCUCUGGCUUUCUUGUGUUCCCUCUGUAA